ACGAUAUGCAAUGAGAAGCCCAGGCCAGGAAUACUGGAAUUGCGACUGAUCCAGACUAGUUCCACAGCGGAACUCGCCAUUUCACUUUCAUUGCCAUGUUCAUCUAGAAAGAAGACUGUUCUGUUUUGCUGUGGUCUUUGGUGCAAAUGAGAGAGUCGUGCAUAGGUAUUAUUUAACCACCGGCCCACCCCGUGAGCCAAACUUGACUUCACAAGUACCUUAACUCAAACUUCAAUCUUACCAUAAAAUGGGCAUCGAAGAAGCUCUUCCACAUGAGCUUCGAGGGAAGCUGAGAGCGGAUUUGUUGGCAGCCGAUGACAAAUUCGUCCUUGAGAUCCCCAAGGUUGAGCUCCAUGUCCACAUCGAAGGCACGUUGACGCUCAACUUGAGGUGGAAGUUGACUCAAAGAAAUGGAACCAUACUCAGGCUUGUUCCAAAUGGUCCCGAGCUCCACAGUCUGGAAGAGCUUCAUGCUGCAAUGGAUUCAAUCAUGCCAGACUCCAGUCGAAUGAACAAUGACGAAGAACGAGACAUGUUUUUCGAAUCCUAUUUCGAAGGCUUCCAAGCCUUGAAGACGGAGGAGGACUAUUACGAUCUCGCCAUGAAUUACUUUGAGCAUGCGGCCUCAAUGAACGUUCGCUAUUGUGAACCUUUCUUUGAUCCCCAGGGCCACACAAGCCGUGGAGUGUCUUGGAGCAACAUGAUGGACGGUUUCAGGAAAGCUCAAAAAGAGGCGGAGGAGAAACUGAACAUCAAAUCAAGUUGGAUCAUGUGCUUUCUCCGCGACCACUCUCCAGAAUCGGCUACGGAACAUUACAAGGCUGCGCAACCAUACCGCGAUAUGAUUGUGGGUAUUGGGCUUGAUUCAUGUGAAGAAGAUCGGCGUCCAUCACUUUUCGAAGAGGUAUUUGCACAGGCUCGAGGUGAUGGCUUCAAGCUUACAAUGCAUUGCGAUGUGGAUCAAAAGAACACCCCAAAGCACAUUAGACAGGUUGUAUCUGUCGUUGCGGGCGAAGGGACUGACCGCAUUGAUCAUGGCCUCAACGCUUCUGACGAUCGGUCCUUGAUAGAUCUAAUCCUCAAACGUGAUAUGGGUAUGACGAUUUGCCCGUGGUCUUAUCUACGACACACAACAUAUGCAAAGCUUGGGCAGCGUAUUCGAGCUCUGUAUGAUGCAGGAAUUAAGAUAACUAUUAACAGCGAUGACCCAGCAUUCAUGGACGACUGCUGGAUCUUGCAUAAUUUCUUACUUGCCAAACACUUGUGUGGUUUUAGUGACAGAGACAUUACUGUCUUAGCCAGGAAUGCUAUCAACGUCUCUUGGGCAGAACAGUCAGUCAAGGACAACAUCCUACGGGAGAUUGAGAUAGUCUAUGAUAGAUUUCACUCAAGUCAAUGAGAGAAUCAAAUCGGUUUCCCUACAGCCCAGCUCAUUUGAUUUAAUCCUCUG
This is a messenger RNA of Mollisia scopiformis, 1450 nucleotides long. RefSeq names its product putative adenosine deaminase. Gene Ontology annotation, biological process: hypoxanthine salvage; adenine catabolic process. Bases 248 to 1399 code for a protein of 383 amino acids. NCBI's taxonomy places the organism in Eukaryota, Fungi, Ascomycota, Leotiomycetes, Helotiales, Mollisiaceae. The transcript has 4 exons. Gene Ontology annotation, cellular component: cytosol. Gene Ontology annotation, molecular function: adenine deaminase activity. The record is from RefSeq and is a predicted model, not a curated record.